AUGGCGGACCUCCUCACCCUCGCCUGGAAGCGCUACCUGUAUGGCCUGCACUACCACCCCAUCAAGACCAAGGCUGUCACUGCCGGGACCCUGGCAGCUCUGGCAGACCUGGUGUCCCAGCGCAUUGCAGGUGCAGGCUCCAUCAAGUGGCGCCGCACCGCCCUGCUGGCACUUUAUGGCCUCCUCUACUCCGGGCCCUGCUCCCACUUCUGGCAGUACUACCUGGAGAAGCUGUUCCCAGACAAGCAGGACCCCCUGCGCAUUGUCAAGAAGGUGGUGGUGGACCAGCUGGUGUACGCCCCCUUCCAGAACGUCGUGGUGCUGGCCUACCUGGCGAAGGUGGUGGAGGGCCUGCCCCUGGCCGCUACCAUCGCCAAGCUGAAAGUGCAGUGGCCGACAGUGCAGGCCAUGGGAUGGAGGUUCUGGCCCUUGGCUCAGUACAUCAACCAGAAGUACUUCCCCCUCCAGCUCCGUGUCAUGUGGCUCAACAUUGUCGCCUUCCUGUGGGGCAUCUUCAUCAUGGUCAGCUCCCGCAGCUCCCCACUGCCAGCUGUCAUCAAGAAGGUCUGA
Molecule: messenger RNA, 570 nt
Organism: Auxenochlorella protothecoides
Lineage: Eukaryota; Viridiplantae; Chlorophyta; Trebouxiophyceae; Chlorellales; Chlorellaceae
Product: Peroxisomal membrane protein PMP22
Exons: 3
Coding region: 1-570 (189 amino acids)
Cellular component (GO): cytoplasm; membrane
Source: RefSeq, a predicted model, not a curated record